AUGUCUUUACCAAAUGCUUCAAUCAAAGUAACACACUUUAUUAUAGGUGGUUUUGACACAGUCAAAAGGCCGGUGGCAGUUGGUGUGGUUAUGCUGGUAACCUAUCUUCUUGCUGUUACUGCCAAUGUGGUAAAUAUCCUCUUCAUUAUUUUUGACAAGAGAUUACACAAACCAAUGUAUCUUCUAAUUUGCCACCUUGCUGUUGUUGAUAUAACGUACACCUCCAGCACCACUCCAACAAUGACUGGGGUUCUACUUGCUGGGGUUACUACCAUAUCCUAUGUGGAGUGCUUCAUUCAAAUGAGUGUUUUCCACUGGGCAGGAGUGAUGGAGUUGUUUUCAUUAACAAUUAUGGCAUUUGAUAGAUUAGUUGCUUUUUCUUUUCCUUUUCAAUACCACAGUUAUUUAACAAAUGCACGCACUCUUGUUGUCACAUACAUCCUGUGGGUUGUCGCCUGUGGUAUUGUUGCUGUUAUGCCGGUAACUGCGGCUGCGCUUCCUUAUUGCACCUCGAGGAUGAAGUACACUUUCUGUGACUAUGCUGCUGUUAUACGAACCACUUGUGUUGAUCCUAACUAUUAUUUCAAUUUAGUCUCAGUCAUAAUGUUUUUUCUUCUGUUUUUCACUUUUUCUUUCAUUUGCCUUUCAUAUUUUGUGAUUGCAUUUUUUAUGAAAGUUUCCUCAAAUAGGGACAGGAAGAAAAUGGCAAGCACCUGUGUGAGUCACUUAAUUGUGGUAACAUGUUACUACUCGCCUGUAUUUGUUCUUAUUGUCUUGACCAGAUUGGGUGUGGUAUUAACACUCGCGGAACGUCAGGGUUUACUGAUUGGGAGCAUCCUCGGUCCAGCUGUUGUUAAUCCUUUUGUGUACUGUUUGAGGACAAAGGAAAUUAAAAACAAGAUCUUUAAGAUAUUCAUAAAAAAAGGUUAA
This is a messenger RNA of Archocentrus centrarchus (flier cichlid), 930 nucleotides long. Its product is annotated as olfactory receptor 2B11-like. Gene Ontology annotation, cellular component: membrane. NCBI's taxonomy places the organism in Eukaryota, Metazoa, Chordata, Actinopteri, Cichliformes, Cichlidae. Gene Ontology annotation, biological process: G protein-coupled receptor signaling pathway. The transcript has a single exon. Gene Ontology annotation, molecular function: olfactory receptor activity; G protein-coupled receptor activity. The record is from RefSeq and is a predicted model, not a curated record. Bases 1 to 930 code for a protein of 309 amino acids.